This is a messenger RNA of Dreissena polymorpha, 677 nucleotides long. RefSeq lists its product as uncharacterized. The record is from RefSeq and is a predicted model, not a curated record. The transcript has 3 exons. Lineage: Eukaryota; Metazoa; Mollusca; Bivalvia; Myida; Dreissenidae. Bases 37 to 606 code for a protein of 189 amino acids.
GAUGGGCCAACUACCCAAUACCGCAAUAAAAAUAACAUGUACUUGUGGGGACAUAAGAUCGCUGAGUACGGCUUCAAGAAAUCUACUUGGAAUUUCCUAGAAGCAGCACAUGGGAAAGGUGCCGCUGAUGGCGUCGGCGCUGCUGUUAAACGUGCAGCCGACCAACAGGUCAUAUUGAAAAAGAAUGACAUAACGUGUACUAAGGACUUCUAUCAGCUUUUAUCUGGUGGUACAUCUACAUCCACAGUGAAAAUGUUUCUGGUUGAAGAGAAUGAACUCAAGAAAGUUGAUGCUGAAUUACCUAGUGACCUUCGUCCUAUUCCAAGCACAAUGAAAAUCCACCAGAUGAUCAUUGAGGGUCCGGAUUCAUUCGCUACGAAAGUGGUGUCAUGUUUCUGUAAGCAUCCAACAACGUUAUUGUGUGACUGUUAUCAGCCAGAUACUCACCAGUUGCCCCCGAGAAAGUUGCCAGCAGACGAUGAAGGAAAGCAAUUGAAACAAGCUACUGAAGAGACGUCUAAGGUAAAGACGUCUAUGGUAGAAAAGGCAAGUUCCAUUCAAAAUUACAUGUGUGUGGCCUUUCUAAAAACAUGCGCUGUUUACUAAUACAAAUUAAGUUUUGAGCAUUUUUGUAAAAAGUAUAACCCGUAUUAAUGUGUAGCAAACAUUUGUAAUUA